UUACAAAAUUGGUCAUUGACUCAUCUCCUGCAGGACAACCAAUACCACUUUGCCAACGAUUGUCAGCAAAUGCAACGGCACGAUUGAGUGACUUAAGGCAUCUCAAAUGAUGUUUCAAGAAUCAGUUGAUACAGGAAAAAACCUGCAUCAAAUGUUGCUGAUAGUUGCAUUCAGUGUAUUUGUCCAAGACCUGAGCAGUGGAGGAGGAGCACAGGCAUGGACCUACAACUCCAGCAUCCGUCCAUACCGUAAAUGGCCUGAUGCCCGCAAGUGGUGCCGUCAGCACUUCACAGAUAUGGUGCCCAUCCGGAACCAGGAGGAGAAUGACUUCAUCAACAAUCUGCUGCCGUAUAACCAAAGAUAUUACUGGAUAGGCAUAGGCAAAAAGGGUGAAGAGUGGGUCUGGGAAGAAACGCAUGAGGAGGUCCCCAAAGAUGCUCAGAAUUGGGCGUCAGACGAGCCAGAUAACAUACCAGCUCAGGACUGUGUGGAGAUUUACAUUAAGAGGGACAAAGACACGGCCAAGUGGAACAAUGAGAGCUGUCACAAGAAGAAGGGAACCAUCUGCUACACUGCCUCUUGUACAAAGGACUCCUGCAGUGCCAAUGCAGACUGUGAGGAGACCAUUGGAAACUAUACCUGCCGGUGCCAUCCUGGUUUCCAGGGGUCACGAUGUGAAGAGGCAAUUGCAUGCAAACCCUUGCUGGAUCCAGAACGAGGUUCUCCCUACUGUUUCCAUCCCCAUGGGUCCAAUCGUUUCAACUCUUCCUGCCAUUUCCACUGUGAACUUGGCUUUCAGUUGGUCGGCAUGCCCCAACUGCAAUGCCAAGCCAGCGGACGUUGGAACUACCCUGUCCCUCUGUGUCAGCUUGAACAGUGUCCAGUUCUGAACCACACCAACAUCGAUGCAGGUAGUAUGAACUGCAGCCACCCCAUCGCGCCUUACAGCUACAACUCCACCUGUGAGGUCAGGUGUGAUGAAGGCUACGAGCACAGUGGGUCGAACCAGAUACGUUGUGACCACAACGGCCAGUGGACAGCCAGUGUCCCCGCAUGUACAAUUACAAAGUGCUCCCCCAUUUUCUUUCCUGUCACGGGAAACGUGACAUGUGUGGACGCUCUGGAGCCUUUCUCCUUUGGCUCACGGUGUAACUUCACCUGCCAGGAAGGCCACUACCUGACCAGAGAGGACACAUUCACCUGUCUGGCCUCGGGACAAUGGAGCAACCCUACACCUACAUGCGCAGUGGUACAGUGCAGCAGUUUAAAGACUCCGCCCCAUGCCUCCAUGCAAUGCCAGGACCCUUUAGGAGUGUACAGCUAUGGCUCAAUAUGCACUGUGCAAUGUGAAAAAGGAUUUGAUCUGAUUGGUACAAAUGUGACGAAAUGUUCUUCACAGGGCAACUGGAGUCAUGCACUUCCUGUUUGUCAAGUUAAGAGGUGUAACCCAAUAAAUCCUCCUCAUGGCUCCCUAUCCUGUUCUGACCCAAAUGGUUCCUUCAGUUUUGGUUCUCUGUGCACCACAACUUGUGACGUGGGAUUUCUACUGAAUGGGACAGCCAGCACUGAGUGCACCUCCCAAGGCUUGUGGAGCACAGACAUACCGCAUUGCUUGGCUAAGAGCUGUCCGACCCUGAGCUCUCCCUCUCAUGGCUCCUUAGUCUGCUCUGAUCCUCAUGGAGAGUUCAGUUUUGGUUCUCGGUGUACGUCAGCUUGUGAGGAGGGUUUUCUCAUGAAUGGGACGGCUGACACUGAGUGUACCUCUCUGGGCACAUGGAGCGCAGACAUCCCACAUUGCUUGGCUAAAAUAUGUCCCACCCUGAGCUCUCCCUCUCAUGGCUCCUUAGUCUGCUCUGAUCCUCAUGGAGAGUUCAGUUUUGGUUCUCAGUGCACGUCAGCAUGUGAGGAGGGUUUUCUCCUGAAUGGGACGGCUGAUACAGAGUGUACCUCUCUGGGCACAUGGAGCGCAGACAUCCCUCGCUGCUUGGCAAAAAUAUGUCCGACCCUGAGCUCUCCCUCUCAUGGCUCCUUAGUCUGCUCUGAUCCUCAUGGAGAGUUCAGUUUUGGUUCUCGGUGCACGUCAGCUUGUGAGGAGGGUUUUCUCCUGAAUGGGACGGCUGACACAGAGUGUACCUCUCUGGGCACAUGGAGCACAGACAUCCCACAUUGCUUGGCUAAAAUAUGUCCGACCCUGAGCUCUCCCUCUCAUGGCUCAUUAGUCUGCUCUGAUCCUCAUGGAGAGUUCAGUUUUGGUUCUCGGUGCAUGUCAACCUGUGAGGAGGGUUUUCUCCUGAAUGGGACAGCUGAUACAGAGUGUACCUCUCUGGGCACAUGGAGUGCAGACAUCCCUAGUUGCUUGGCACAUCCAUGCCCUCUACUGGCCAAGGCUCCACAACAUGGAAGGAUGAAUUGCAGCCAGCCAUACUCCCCUUUCAGCUAUGGGUCACACUGUGACUUUGAAUGUAAUGAGGGCUUCUGGCAGAAAGGAACACCAACUAUGACAUGCAACAGCUCAGGUUACUGGAGUCAAGAUCUACCCACAUGCCAACCUGUACAGUGUGAGGCUAUCCAGGUCUCUUUAUCCCUGUCUAUGAACUGCUCCCAUCUUCUGGGGAACUUCAGCUUCAGCUCUCAGUGUCUUUUCACCUGUGAAGAGGAUUUCUUCCUGAAUGGCACAGAGGUGCUGUUUUGCUCCUCCACUGGGUUUUGGAAUGACAGCCUGCCUAACUGCAUAGGUAUGCCAAUGGGGACUUCCAUGCUGCUGUUAAGGGUUGUAGUAGCACCCUCCAUUGUCCUGCCACUUAUCCUGAUAGGACUGGCUUUGUUGAUUAUAAUGAGAUUUAAGAAAAGAGGAAAAGCAAUCGUAUCUUAUGCACCAACAUGGGGAGACAGAGAGAAUCCAGCAUUUGAUUUUGAGUCUUGAUUUUUCCAGCAAAUCAUUUCCAAUACUACAGUAUUGUGCUUUCUAUUACCAGAUGAAGCCUGUUAGUUAUUGUAUGAUACUCGUACCAAAAGAUUACAGAAGGAUUAGACCUUAACCUUACAUGAGAUUUCAAUUUGCAAUCAGAAAAUCCUUAAAAUGUAGAUAAAGGCAUAAAGUAAAGUAUGUAUAUGUAUAUUGCUUGAUUGUAAAUAAACUAUCAACAAUCACUG
This is a messenger RNA of Anoplopoma fimbria (sablefish), 3153 nucleotides long. It is a transcript of the gene selp, whose product is annotated as selectin P. Gene Ontology annotation, cellular component: membrane; external side of plasma membrane. Gene Ontology annotation, molecular function: oligosaccharide binding; sialic acid binding. The transcript is spliced from 17 exons. The record is from RefSeq and is a predicted model, not a curated record. Bases 107 to 2923 code for a protein of 938 amino acids. Gene Ontology annotation, biological process: leukocyte tethering or rolling; heterophilic cell-cell adhesion; response to cytokine. NCBI's taxonomy places the organism in Eukaryota, Metazoa, Chordata, Actinopteri, Perciformes, Anoplopomatidae.